ACCAGCACCUCAGUGUCCACUAGGGACCAUUGGUUGAGCGCCACCUCAACCAUCACCCCAAAUAUGCCCGGUUCCAUCAGUGUUCCUCCAACCCCGCAACCAAGCAACAGCCUUCCAACUACCUUCAAGCAAGGUGAUCUACCCCAUUCCAUCUACCGCAAAGAGCCCAGAGACAUCAGUGACCACCAUGAAGUCUCCUACCGCCCUUACAUCACCGUCAUCAAGACCAACUCCAACCACUACUCAGAUGACUACAGCAGCAAGCUUGACCACCACCCCAGGCAUUUGUGAAAAUGGCGGCACCUGGGACCAGGACCAGUGCGUUUGUGUUCCUGGUUUCUCUGGAGACCGCUGUCAAGUUCCGGAUACCAGAUGCCGGAACGGGGGCUCAUGGGAUGGCGUCAAGUGUCUCUGCCCCAGUACCUUCUAUGGGUCUCUCUGCGAGUCUCCAGUGGAGCAGUUAGAAAUAGACACAGUGGAGACCGAAGUGGGCAUGGAGGUAUCCGUGGACCAGGAAUUCUCUCAAGACCUCAAAGACAACACUUCCAAGGCCUACAGAGAUUUCAGCAAUGCCUUCCAGGGCCAGAUGCAGAAGAUUUACCAGACUGUCCAAGGUUUCCAGGGUGUGCGGAUCCUGUCCCUGAGCCGCCUGUCACUGAACUGCCCCGCGGGCUACGAGGACUUCCGCUUUCCCCUGGUGGAGCCGAACAGGCUCCGCUGCGUCACCAGCUGCACACCUGCAGCGGAUGUCACCACCGACCGCCACCGGGGACAGUGUUUCUGCAGAAGGACCGUCCAACAGGCCACGCCCAUCCGGGCCAGGAUUCCGGAGCUCACUGCUGCCGGGGCUCGAACCCAGGACGUUUGGGGAGCCGGGCGGGAGGCUGAGCUUCCUCCCCGUCCACAGCUCUUGUGUUUGCACUCCAUCCAUGUGCUAAUGUUUAUCCUUCACCUUGCACCUGUGCACACCGAACUCACACCUGUGGACACCUGAACUCACACCUGUGCACACCUGAACUCUCACCUGUGGACACCUGAACUCACACCUGUGGACACCUGAACUCACACCUGUGGACACUCAAACUCACACCUGUGGACACCGAACUCACACCUGUGGACACCUGAACUCACACCUGUGGACACCUGAACUCACACCUGUAGACACCUGAACUCACACCUGUGGACACCUGAACUCACACCUGUAGACACCUGAACUAACACCUGUGCACACCCGAACUCACACCUGUGGACACCCGAAUUCACACCUGUGGACACCUGAACUCACACCUGUGGACACCCGAACUCACACCUGUGGACACCCGAACUCACACCUGUGGACACCUGAACUCACACCUGUAGACACCUGAACUAACACCUGUGCACACCCGAACUCACACCUGUGGACACCCGAAUUCACACCUGUGGACACCUGAACUCACACCUGUGGACACCUGAACUCACACCUGUGGACACUGAACUCACACCUGUAGACACCUGAACUCACACCUGUAGACACCUGAACUCACACCUGUGGACACCUGAACUCACACCUGUGGACACCUGAACUCACACCCGUGGACACCUGAACUCACACCUGUAGACACCUGAACUCACACCUGUGGACACCUGAACUCACACCUGUGGACACCUGAACUCACACCUGUGGACACCUGAACUCACACCUGUAGACACCCGAACUCACACCUGUGGACACCUGAAUUCACACUUGUGGACACCAGAACUCUCACCUGUAGACACCUGAACUCACACCUGUAGACACCCGAACUCACACCUGUGGACAUUUGAACUCACACCUGUGGAUACCCGAACUCACACCUGUGGACACCUGAACUCACACCUAUGGACACUCGAACUCACAUCUGUGGACACCGAACUCACACCUGUGGACACUCAAACUCACACCUGUGGACACUGAACUCACACCUGUGGACACCUGAACUCACACCUGUGGACAUUGAACUCACACCUGUGGACACUGAACUCACACCUGUGGGCACCUGAACUCACACCUGUGGACUCCUGAACUCACACCUGUGGACACCUGAACUCACAUCUGUAGACACCUGAACUCACACCUGUAGACACCUGAACUCACACCUGUGGACACCUGAACUCACAUCUGUAGACACCUGAACUCACACCUGUAGACACCUGAACUCACAAAUGUAGACACCUGAACUCACACCUGUGGACACCAAACUCACACCUGUGGACACUGAACUCACACCUGUGGACACCUGAACUCACACC
Peromyscus californicus insignis is the source of this 2271-nucleotide messenger RNA. Its product is annotated as mucin-3B-like. NCBI's taxonomy places the organism in Eukaryota, Metazoa, Chordata, Mammalia, Rodentia, Cricetidae. Bases 188 to 994 code for a protein of 268 amino acids. The record is from RefSeq and is a predicted model, not a curated record. The transcript has 6 exons.